GUCCAAAGAGAGAACUAGGAGGAGAUCAAGAAGGGGUAUUACUAUUACCAGGUAAGUACUGGUAGUAUUUUAUUUUUUAUGCAAUAACUGGAAUUUCUAGCAUUUGAAUUACCAGUUAAGCAUAUUUUUUAUUUUUUCAUUAUAGUUGGCAUGUUCUAACCUUUGAAUAAAUUUUACUUAAGAAUGAAAUAGAUGUAUUUCAUAAUUUAUGGGAAUGAAAGACAUAAUACAUUAAUAUUAUACAAAGAAUGAUAAUCUUGUGUUACUUAUCGGGAAAAAAAAACCGAUGAUCUUGUGUUGGAAAUCCAAGUAAAAGCACAAACACAACACGAACUUUCGCAAAUAAUCAAGCAGCUGAUUAUUUGCGAAAGUUAAUUACCGAAAAAAAAUAUAUAAUAAAUCAUUUUGUCUAAAAAUGUGCAAAAUAACAUUUUUAUCCCUAUUUUUUUAAUCUAUUUUAAUCCAAAAUAUCAAAAGCAUGAAAUAACCAAAUUGCCCUCAUGUAUUACUCUGUCACCCCCCAAAACUCUUCAUCUCACUCUUUUCUCCAUAAAUAUAUAUAUUUUUUGGUGUACGUGAUGAGAUAUAUAUAUCAAUAUAUAUAUAGAAUAAUUUUUAAAAAUAAUUAUAAAUUUAUAAUUAUAAUUUGGUUGGUUUUAAUUUAUAAUUAUAAUUUGAUUGGUGUAAAAAAUGAAAAAUAUAUAUAUAUAUAUAAAGAAUAAUUUUAAAUUUAUAUAAUGAAGGUCAAAGGGUAUUCAAGUCAUUUCAACUAUUUGUCUUAUGUCAACAGAUAGUUAAAUGGGUAGUAAUGUCAUUUUGCAUGUAAAAAUGUAUCUAACACAAUUGAAAAGCAACUUUUGGUGUAUAAGUGAAAAACGGAACAAAUUAUAAAAUACUAGUGAUAGUUAUUUUCGAAAAAUGAUUCAAUAUGAUAUUUGGCCAAACUUGAGGGAGUCCGAAUUCAUCUACAUGCAUAUAUAUAUAUAUAUAUAUAUAUAUAUAUAAAAGAAUGGAGUCCUUUAUUUCUUACCUCUUAAGCCUUGCAGAAAUCAUCAUCAAGAAAGUCACAAUACGUUUCUAUUAUCCUUCAUUUUAAAUUCAGCAGAAGAAAUGUCAACUAACAUAAUUGACGCAGCUGAAAUUAAAAGAACAUUGCGUGAUGUCCAACCAUCGCAUUUCAUUUUCAAGAUAGAAUCUUUCUCUUUGCUUCUUGAAACAAAAACUGAAAAUUAUGAAUCAGAUGUUUUUGAAGCUGGUGGCUAUAACUGGAAAUUGUCUUUAUAUCCAAAUGGGAAUUCGAAAAGAAAUGGGAAAGAUCACAUUUCAUUGUACUUGGUAAUAGAUAAUCCUUCAUGCGGUUUGGAGGUUAAUGUGAACUUUAAAUUAUUUGUCUAUGAUCAUAUUCACGACAUGUACUUAACCAUCGAAGAUGCUGAACCUGUAAAGCGCUUCCAUUUUUCGAAAACUGAAUGUGGAUUUGAUAAAUUUCUCUCUCACGAAGACUUCCAAAAUCCUUGGAAUGGGUAUCUCGUAGACGACAACUGUGUAUUUGGAGCAGAGGUUUUUGUUAUGAAAUAUCCCGGCAAAGUCGAGUGUCUAUCCAUGACUAGUUUUUGUCUAGUGAGAAUGUUUACACCUGGAAGGUUAGAUUUUCAGCAUUAAGUGAAGAACCUGUAUACUCCAAGGAGUUUAAGAUUGGAGGGCGGAAUUGGAAGGUUGUGCUCUAUGCGUAUCUGUGUUUCUGGAAGUAGCUGAUUCUGAAAAAUUAACUCCCAAACUGUUUGCAAAAUACAAGCUAAGGAUAAGGGACCAAGUCUAUGAUAAACACCAUGAAGUGGAAGCUAGUGACUGGUUCUGUGCCAUGAAUAGGAACUGGGGACACCGAAUGUUCGUGUCAUUAAGUGAUCUCUUGCACAGAUCAAAGGGCUUCAGAUUGAAUGAUAGUGUGAUUAUCGAAGCAGAAAUUUCAAUGUUGUCUGUUGUUAAGAACUUCACAUAAAAGGUGUUGACAUUUCAUUUAAACCUUGCCAUAAUCAUAAGCCUGUGUAUGAAAAUAAAUGUUGGCCUUGUAAUUCUGUGAGGGUCUUCUACUCUCUACUGUAUCUUAUAUUGCUAAGUCUAAUGGAAAGACUAGUGAGAGUAGGGACCAACCCUAUAUAUUUAGAUAUACUUUAUGCAAUUUACAAAAAAAAAUACAAUAAAUGAUUGCUACAAAAUUGUCAACACUAGUUUGGAAAUCCCACACUAAUCAUAUGUAAUCUAGUGUAGAUAUGAUGCACCAAACUGAAUUAGACUUUAGUGAUCAAAAUCAAUAAUUAGCUUAUCCGGUCAAUUUUAUGUACCUUCAAGCAUUUCAAACAAUUUGUUUUUUUUUUUUUUUUCUUU
Molecule: messenger RNA, 2385 nt
Organism: Cornus florida
Lineage: Eukaryota; Viridiplantae; Streptophyta; Magnoliopsida; Cornales; Cornaceae
Product: ubiquitin C-terminal hydrolase 12-like
Exons: 6
Coding region: 1111-1662 (183 amino acids)
Molecular function (GO): protein binding
Source: RefSeq, a predicted model, not a curated record